Molecule: messenger RNA, 195 nt
Organism: Cryptosporidium ubiquitum
Lineage: Eukaryota; Apicomplexa; Conoidasida; Eucoccidiorida; Cryptosporidiidae
Exons: 1
Coding region: 1-195 (64 amino acids)
Source: RefSeq, a predicted model, not a curated record
AUGAAUGAUUUGAUGAGUUUUGGACUACAUGGGUUUUUCAAAGACAUUUUUGUAGAACAUUGUUUUACCAAAAUUUCUCUGAGAAUAAAAAGAGGAAAAAGCAAGGAAUUUUCUCAUGCUAACAUUUUAGAUGUAGCAGGAAUAACUGGAGAUAUUUCUUUUAUAAUUGUUAAUAAGUUCGGAAAGGAAUAUUAA